This is a messenger RNA of Fusarium odoratissimum NRRL 54006, 4430 nucleotides long. RefSeq lists its product as uncharacterized. The coding region runs from base 775 to 2640 and encodes 621 amino acids. The record is from RefSeq and is a predicted model, not a curated record. NCBI's taxonomy places the organism in Eukaryota, Fungi, Ascomycota, Sordariomycetes, Hypocreales, Nectriaceae. Gene Ontology annotation, cellular component: nucleus. Gene Ontology annotation, molecular function: nucleic acid binding; ubiquitin protein ligase activity; zinc ion binding. The transcript is spliced from 3 exons. Gene Ontology annotation, biological process: ubiquitin-dependent protein catabolic process; mRNA processing; protein ubiquitination.
CAUUCUCAUGACCUGUUGCCGAAGAGUCUUCCUCUCCCCACUCUCCCUGUCACUCAUCCAUCCAUCGUCGACGUUCUUCCUCGCCAUCGGUAUAGCGACAUACGACAUCAAACGUAGUCUCUCGAUUGCGCUCUAUCGUCUUUCUUCUAUUUCGGUGGUUUCACAGUUGGCUUUCUUUUUUGUCUUCGCGCAACCUACGAUACGGAACCCAUCGGCACGAUCCGCUUGUUCUCACGCGACCGCCGACUAUCCCCCCUUUCGCUCAAGAUCCUCGCGUAUAACGUAUUAUUGGUCUGCUCUUCAAGGGCGUGAUCUUGGGACGCCUGGCUAACAUUAAGGUCGCUGGUUCAUUGGUUUUGACAAACGUGGUGACUAGAAAGUGAGGUGGAGUUUCAGGGUUGUCUCUCUUCUGGCUUGUUUUAGCCAGCUGUACUCCUUAUUCAUUGCACCCAUUUCUUUUUUUUUUGACCCUAUUACCACUAUUGUUCCCUCAAAGUACAAUCAAAAUUGAUUAUUUCCAUUCACCUUGAGUUGAAAGAGCACGGAAGUGCGAGAAAGAAAACCAACAGAGAAGAAAACAAAGACUUUCAUUGUUUGCAAACGCAAGAACAACCAAACGAUCAAUACUUACAUAGUGCUUUGUGCGACCGGCCCCGACCUGACUUUGGGAUUCUUUUUCGACUUGCGAUAUUUGAAUCUCAACAAACUUUUUGUUAUCACUUGUACUGUGCUUCAUCUGUUCCUGUAGGAAACACCCAGCACGUAUCAGCCAAAAUGACGUCCUCCGUCUUUUUCAAAUUCAAAUCUCAAAAGGAGCCUACUCGAGUCGAGUUUGAUGGCACCGGUAUCUCAGUAUUUGAGCUGAAGCGUGAGAUUAUCACAAAGAGUGGCCUAGGAGAUGGUACCGAUUUUGACCUGCAUAUUUAUACCGAUGAUAACAGCGAAGAAUACGACGAUGAUACGACUAUUAUUCCAAGGUCAACGACAGUCAUUGCCCGACGCCAACCUGCUCUCAAGCCAGGUGCAGGGCGCGCAGCUCGUUAUGUGUCUGGAAAGAUGCCUGUGACAGCCAAGAACGCUGGUCGCAAGGAGCAAGCGGCGAAGGCCUCCUCAUCCAAACCCAGCUCUGAUGCCAUCAGCCAGAUGAACAAUGCUAUGACUGAAGAGGAGAAGAUGGCUGCCAUGUUUGCAGCACAAACCGAACAGUGGUCUGCUCAACAAGAGGAAAUGUCACACCAAACACCCGUGUUCAAAGCUGGUGCGAAGAGACCAGCAAACGUCCCCGACCAUGACCCCCCGAAUGGGUACAUCUGCUACCGAUGCGGUAACAAAGGUCAUUGGAUUCAACUGUGCCCUACUAAUGACGACCCUGAAUUUGACAACCGCCCGCGUGUCAAACGAACCACAGGUAUCCCACGUUCAUUCCUGCAAAAGGUAGACAAGUCUGUUGUCCUUGCGCAAACUGAGGGUGAUGAAUCCAAGCGUCCGUCAGGUAUCAUGGUCAAUGCCGAGGGGGAUUUUGUUAUUGCUGAGCCCGAUAAGGCUUCGUGGGAGCAGUUCCAGGCCAAGGCCAAGUCUUCAUCUACGGCUAACGCACCGCUAGCUGAGAACAAGGAGAUUCAGGAACAGGGCUUGGAGUGUUCGAUUGACAAGAAGAUGUUCAUAGAGCCAAUGAAGACUCCAUGCUGUCAGAAGACCUUUUGUAAUGAUUGCAUAACUAAUGCUCUCAUCGAAAGCGACUUCGUCUGCCCUGCUUGCCAGUCAGAAGGCGUAUUGAUUGAUGACCUUCAGCCAGAUGAAGAAGCUUCUAAGAAGAUUCAAGAGUAUUUGAAGGACAAGGAAACGGCCAAGACUCCCCCGCCCCCGUCGCCCAAGACUUUGGCAGAUGCCAAGUCAGAUGGAGAGAAGCAGGAGAAGUCAACAGAAGAGACUAUCGACAAUAUGGAGCAAAAGCCUGAGAAUGAAUCAAGUGACAAGACUAAGGACUCGCCCGUCAAUGAAAAGCCAAAGUCGCCGGUGUCUCAAACUGCAACUGUCAACUCACCUCCCGCGGGUCCUAAGAACCUUGUAUCCGCGUCUCAAGAUACGAACAAACAACUAGAUAAUCUCAAACCGGCAGAUACCAGCUCCAAGAAACGGCCCGCAGAUGAUAUUCUUGACAACCCAAGGAUUCCCAAGGGUCCUAAGGCCAUGCAGAACCAGCAGAACCAACAGAAUAUGGUGAACGGCAUGGGCAUGAAUGGGAUGGGCAUGAACAUGGGCAUGAAUAAUAUGAUGUUCAACGGAAUGCCCAUGAUGCCCAACAUGAUGGGCAUGCCAAACAUGGGUAAUAUGAAUAUGGGCAUGCCAAAUAUGAAUAUGAUGGGAAUGCCUAACAUGAUGGGAAUGCCCGGGUUCCCUGGCAUGAAUGGCGGAUUCGGUGGCAUGCCUGGUUGGGACAUGGGCAUGAACGGAAUGAAUGGCAUGAAUGGCAUGAACGGCAUGGGUAGCAUGAAUGGAGGAAUGAACGGCUUUCAAAACGGCAACUUUGGACAGGGUGCUGGCGCGGACGAAGACGCCUACUUUCGUAAGCCAGUUAACCCUCAUCGACACCAGAACAAACAGCGAAGAGUGCGACCAAGCGACUACCGAGAGCUCUGAACAUCGAUUCGACUAUCAUUCCUUCUUCUAGCGAUUGCUUCUCCUUUGUUUGUCUCAUUUAUCACAAUACUGGUCGCCACUAAAACUACAUCGUAUAAGUGUGGCCACAUACUUUUUCAGGCUGUCGCAUUUUGGAUUGGGACUCUAGGCUCAUCAUGAUUUGCUUGAUUUUUCAGUAUACUUACCGUCAGGCUGAACUGACCGGCGUUGGGGUAUGGCCUCCGAGGAUUCUUUAUGGCAGGUUUUCAUGUCUACGUAGGUACGGCCAAGGGUUGGGGAAACGGUGCAUUACUUAACAAGACCUUGAAUCAAGUCGAGGUCAAACAAUGAAUAAACAAACAAAUGAACGAUAACUCAGAAUCGUUGGGUACUUCUUUUUUGUGAUUGAAUGUGUUUGCAUCUCAAUUCUAGCGUGUAUUAUCGUAAGCCAUCAAUCAAUUAUUUCACAACUCCGCGCCACCGGUGCUCUUUUAUAUGUGACACUAUCUAAUAUCCGUUCUCUCGUAUUCCAUAUCACGGUCUAUGUCUCGCUCUUAAUACCAGCCUUACUCAGGAGGAACAUAGGGCGUAACAAGCAUUUCGCUAAACUUCUCAAGCUUCUCCUUUCCUCGUACCUCCUCAACAAGGAGAGGCAUCUUGACGACAUUGAAGUCCUCAGCAUAUAGUUCUUCAUACUGGUCAAGAUACUUGCGCUGCAUCUUGCGACGGGCGUUGCACUGAUCGCAAUCGCUAGCCUUCUUGGGGAAGAGCAGCUGGUUGACAACGAUGGAGUGGGUAUCGAUACCAUAACCAGCAAGCUCCUGAAUCAUACGCUCCGUCUCGUAGAGACUCAGAAACUCUGCAAUGCACACACAAACAAAUGUGGUGAGUUCGGCGUCCUGGAACUGAGUGUUGACCUCGCCGAUGGUCUCUCGCAAGGAUUCAAGUUUCUGAAUCAUGUCAUUGAGGUUCUGUCCGUUGGGUAGCUGGCCUCCGGAGCCAAGGAAUCCGUUGAGGAGAGGACCAUACUGUGACGACAGCUGAGAAACCUUUGCGAGAGCCUUCUCGAGAACGGUGGGAAACUGAAGGAAGCGCAGGGUGUGGCCUGUCGGGGCUGUGUCGAAGACGAUGGUCUCGUAUGAGAGGGAUUUGACUUGCUUGAGGACUUCGGCAAAGGACAUAGCCUCGUCGAUACCAGGGAUCUAAGAAUGUCAGCUUGACAACGGGACAAACAUUCCGCCUCAACCUACUGCGAAUGCCAGAUCCUGCAUCAUGCCUCCCAGAGGGCCACCAGCCGCAGCGUUGACAUCAUCGGCCUCGCCCUGGCCUGCUAACAUAUCCUGAAUACUACCAUUCGGGUCGAUCUCCAUCGCACUCAGGUUGUCAAACCCAUUGACAAGGCGGGCCUCUUUGCCAAACUUCUGAGAGAAAGCAUCUGAAAGGUUGUGGGCGGGAUCGGUCGAGAUGAGAAGAACAGAGCGUCGGACCUUGGCGAGCUGAAUCGCGAGGGAGCAGGAAGUCGUGGUCUUGCCGACACCACCCUUGCCACCGACAAAGAUCCAACGAAGGCUUCGCUGGUCCAGGAGAGACUGCAGAGAGGGCUCAAGGGCAUCCUCGGCGGAGAUGACUGCGGUGGACAUUUUGGGCGAACUAUGCGAUGAGGCUGCAGAGUACAAUUUUUAAGUUGGGGUUAAGGAAACAAGCGAUAAGGGGCCGUUUACCUACCUUACCUGCUGGCGGUAGGCUAGAGUAGAGAGAUAAAUUGUCCAGGGCAGAAUCAGGAUUUGUGUCCUGUAUGUUCUAGAAGGUCU